This is a messenger RNA of Xenopus laevis (African clawed frog), 2844 nucleotides long. It is a transcript of the gene arc3.L, whose product is annotated as complement receptor type 1. Lineage: Eukaryota; Metazoa; Chordata; Amphibia; Anura; Pipidae. The transcript is spliced from 17 exons. The record is from RefSeq and is a predicted model, not a curated record. The coding region runs from base 935 to 2692 and encodes 585 amino acids.
UAGGCCCGGACCUAGAUGGCCUUUCCACAAAUCCGGGCCUAAUUUUAGGACAUCCUCUUGGGAAAUCGCUCUCCUGCAUUCGAUCUCCUAAUGUAGAGGAAUGCAGCAUCGCCUGCUUUUGCUCUCACCCAUCCUCAAAGGCUGCAGUCACACCUCCGACCUGGGUCCUCGGUCUUCCCUCCACAGCCAUCAGCAGUCCCUCCUCGGUACAAACACUCUUCGUCCUCAGACUUCAGCUCCUAAGCCUGGCUGAGGAGGGAGGACUGAUGGAUGAGGAGGGAGGCCUGAGAGCGGUUGUACAAGGCCAGAACUGGCAAACUGUGGGUUCUGGCAAAUGCCAGAGGGACUGCUGUACGGUUCCAUAGAAAGUUGCCAUAUAGGGGGCUGUUUGGGCAGGUAGAGGCUGUUUUGACUCUCAAUCCAGGCCUGGUUUGUAUGGAGGACCGAGGAUGGCAGGCUGAUGGCUGAGGAGGAAGAGCUGAAGGCUGAGGAGGGAGGACCGAGAUGCGACUGCAGCCUUUGAGGAUGGGUGAGAGAAAAAGCUGCGUUCCUCUACCUUAGGAGAUCGUCGCAUGCUGGAGAGCGAUUUCCCCUGAGCAUGUCCAAAAAAUGCUUUCAGUAUUCUGAGGCGCGACCUGAAACUAUGUUAGCACCUGCAGUGAAUUUUAGUAUUACGUAUGGCAUUUUCGAGGUGUCACGAUUAAAUGUCCAUCCUCUGGCAAAGAAAAAUCUGCUACAAGAGACCGUUGCAAAACAGGAUUGCAGAACACUUUAAAAAGCCAUUACAUACGGAACGCACACCCUUUUCCGGUAUCAGGGCUAUCUGCAAUAUUUACAUCCACCCAUAGCAGCAGCCUUUAUGACGCACUAAGGGCGAACCCAGACACUUCCUGGUUUGUUUCCGCUUCUAUGGGGAAAGACCAUCUGUAGAAACAUGCUGUCCUGCAGUGUUUUCAGAAUGAAUUUUCCAGUUUACAUCAGAAAUUACUGGGCAAUCCUGUUCUACCUUGCAACCCAUAUCACUGGAACCUUUGGUGAGUGCGGACCUCCUCCAACGCUACCUCACACAGAACCUUUUGAUGAUAUAUCUUUUCCUGUUGAUGAAUCUGUGGUGUAUUCUUGCAAUAAGACAGCUGGAUACUAUGAAAUCCCUGGAAGAAGCAGAACUAUAACCUGUCAAGACGAUUUCACAUGGUCAACUGUCCCUGAAUUUUGUAUACGUGCUUGUGAAUCGCCCCCAAGACUGGAAUUUGCCCAGCUUGGGCAAGGGGAUAUUGACAAGAACAUCUAUCUUAAUGGUACUACAGUAAAGUAUGAAUGUCGGCCUGGCUUCAUAAAAAUUCCUCUCAUUAGCAGGACCAUAACUUGCCUUGAUAACUUUACAUGGACAGCUCCUGAAUCUUUCUGUCGAAGGAGAACUUGUGGGAAUCCUGGUGAAAUAGAAAAUGGAGAUUUUGAACCAACAGACUCAGGAUUUCAAUUUGGCUCUUCAGUGACCUAUAAAUGCCAUGAAGGAUACAGGAUGAUCUCAAAAAAGAAUACCAAGUUUUGCCAAGCAGAUGGAAAGUGGACUUCUGCCUUUCCUAAAUGUGAAGUAAUGAUCUGUACUGCCCCAAGAGACUUAAUUGAUGGGUUAUACAAACCUAAGAAGGAGGAAUACAGCUACCAAGAAGCUGUGACAUAUGUCUGUAAUAAUAAUUUAGCGCUUAUUGGUAAUCGUUCUGCAUACUGCACAACUGAUGGCACCUGGAGUUCUGAAGCACCUGUUUGCAAAGAUGUUAAGUGCCCAGAGCCAAAAGUUCCAAAUGCAAUUAAGAUUUCAGGAUUUCAAGGUCCAUACCACAUCAAUUCUGCUGUGUCUUUCAAAUGCAAUGAAGGCUUCAUGAUGAAUGGAUCUGAAAGUAUAACAUGCAAUGUUGAAAAUAAGUGGGAUCCACCAUUGCCCGAAUGUCUAAGAUUCUGUACCUUACCAUCACUUGAGUUUUCAAAGCUGAAAGAAGAAUACUCAUCUAGGAAACAUUUCUUUGUAGGCACCACUUUGGAAUAUGAUUGCCUGCCUGGUUACAGACUCAGCCCAAAAACUCAGGCAACAAUAACUUGUCGGGAAACCUUUCAGUGGUCUCCCUUGAAACCAUCAUGUGAACCAAUUGUGUGUGAACAUACUGGAAAGUUCAGUAAUGGAAGGAUUAAUUCCCAAGGCCCAUACAAAUAUAAUACUAGAGUUACCAUUAUCUGUGAUGAAGGAUAUACAACAAAAACAAGUUACCUAGAGUGUCAACGUGAUGGAAAAUGGAGUAAUUAUCCUCCUGUAUGUGAAGAAAUUGAGUGUGAGCAUCCUGAAAAGUUCAAUAAUGGAAGGAUCGAUACACAAGGCCCAUACAAAUAUAAGACUAGGGUUAACUUUAUCUGUGAUAAAGGAUACACAUCAAAAACAAGUUACUUGGAGUGUCAAACUGAUGGAACAUGGAGUAAUUAUCCUCCUGAAUGUGAAGAACAGAGCAUGAGCGUUGGGGCUAUCGUUGGAAUCAUCGUUUUUGCUGUCAUACUCGUUAUAGUUGCUAGUGCUAUCAUAUACAAAGUUUGUAAAAAAUCCGGCAAUUAUAACACUCAACAGACAAAAUUAAAAAUGCAGCACUACCCACUAAAAGGACUUGAGAACAAUCAAAUCCAUCCUCAGGAAACAAAAGGAUGAAACGCACAAUGUUCAUUACACAGCUUGCACUGCAUAAUCCCACCAGGAUUUUUGAAAUUAUUUAUUUUAAACAUCAUUUGAUUUUCACUUGCAUCUCAACACUGUGCUGGGAACAAAUAUUUUUGCAUUAUAUAAGGGAAACGUUUAAACUA